CUUCGCCCUCUUGCCCCUGCCCCGCCCCGCCCCGCCCACCUCGCUUGCUAGUUCCCAAUCUUCUCCGGUUCUCCGCCACCACCCCAUUUUCAAAGCUUUCUCCUUCGUGUUAGGGUUAGGGUUAGGGUUUACAAUCUCGAUCGGGAAGCCACGGCGAUGCGAAGCUCCCUCCUUUCCCUCCGCCUCCUCCGCUCCGCUCGCCGGACACCUCUGGUGGGCGGCGCCCGCGCCCCUCUCCCGCUUCUCCGCGAAACCCCUUCUUCCCCCGGCCCGAAUCCGCCGUUCUCCGACUCGCCGAUCACCGGUCCUUUCGGAUGCCGGUUCUUCUCCAGCCGCCCCGCGAGCGCCGUGGGGAAGAGCAAGAGCUUGAUCGAGGACGAGGCCGAGCUUAGCGAUUGGAUCAGCGAUCUCAAGACCGAUUCAUUUCGGUUGGGAUUGAGCAGCGAUGGCGAUGUUUCGGACUCUGAUCGACGCAGAAGUGGUAAAGGUAGCAGAGGAAGGGAUAGAGGUGGUGGAGUUAAGGCUCGAGAUGGGGGGAGGGAUAGGGUUUCUUCGUCGGGUAGAAAGGGGGGAUCAUUGAGCAGGGGAUGGGACAGUGAUUCGGAUGAGUUCUCCGGGUUCUCAGAUAGGAGAAAGCUGAGGAAUUCAAGAGAUUCGGUACCAAAGAGGGGUUUUGAUAGUGAUUUGGAGGAUGAGGACGAUGAGGAAGAGGUAGAAACUAGGUUUUCCUCUAAACUAGGGAGGGGGCGUGCGGGACGAGGAAGGGUAUCUUUAGCAUCGGCACGGAGAGGAGGGAGAGACGCCGUCUCAGAUAGGAGAAAGCUGAGGAAUUCGAGAGAUUCGGUACCAAAGAGGGGUUUUGAUAGUGAUUUGAGGGAUGAGGACGAUGAGGAAGAGGUAAAAACUAGGUUUUCCUCUAAACUAGGGAGGGAUCGUGGGGGACGAGGAAGGGUAGCAAACCGGAGAGGAGGGAGAGACACUGAUUACGGUAGUAAGCCAGCUCGUGGUGGGAGAAAGUUGGAUUUUGGUUUAUCCAAUGAGGAUGAGGAAGGAGAGGAUGAAGAUGAUGGUUUUUCUGGCUUUGAAGAUGAUUUUUUUGGCGACAAGGAAGGCAAGAAGGAAGGGCCUUUGAAAGAUGAGUUUAAGAACUUCAGCUCCAAGGAGCCAGCUGAAGGUGAUAGUACAUUGAAGAAAAGGCCAGAGGCAGAAAGUGAUUCUUACCUGAGCCCAACUAGGUUUGAUGAAUGCUCUCUCUCGCCUUUGACAUUGAAAGGAGUUAAAGCUGCUGGAUAUGAGAGGAUGACUAUAGUGCAAGAAGCUACCCUUCCAGCGAUCCUCAAAGGUAAAGAUGUUCUUGCAAAAGCAAGGACAGGAACAGGGAAGACUGUAGCCUUUUUGCUUCCAGCGAUUGAGCUGGUUUCCAAAUUGCCUCCUGUUGAUCGUGAUAAUAGAAGGCCCCCGAUCAAUGUACUUGUUGUGUGCCCAACUCGUGAGCUUGCAGAUCAAGCUGCUGCAGAAGCUACCAAACUUCUGAAGUUUCAUCCAUCAAUUGGUGUACAGCUUGUUAUAGGCGGAACAAGAUUAGCUUUAGAGCAGAAACGCAUGCAGACUAACCCCUGCCAGAUUCUUGUUGCCACACCUGGAAGGCUUAGAGACCAUAUUGAGAACACACCAGGAUUUGCAACUCGGCUGAUGGGUGUGAAAGUACUUGUUCUUGACGAAGCUGAUCGUUUAUUAGAUAUGGGGUUUCGAACUGAUAUUGAAAAAAUAGUUGUUGCUCUCCCAAAACAACGUCAAACACUUCUCUUUUCAGCUACAGUUCCCGAUGAGGUUCGUCAAAUAUGUUACAUUGCUAUGAAAAGAGACCUCGAGUUUAUUAAUACUGUUGAAGAGGGGAGUGAGGAGACACACUCACAGGUUAAACAAAUGCAUUUAGUUGCACCAUUGGAAAAGCACUUCUCAAUGCUCUAUGGUAUUCUGACUGACCAUAUUUCAGAAAAUGUUGAUUACAAGGUUAUUGUAUUUUGUACAACCGCUAUGGUAACAAAGCUUGUGGCUGAGCUCCUAGGUGAAUUGAGAUUAAAUGUACGAGAGAUCCAUUCAAGAAAACCUCAGACUUACAGAACUAGGGUAUCCAAAGAGUUCAAGGAGUCAAAAGGUCUUAUCCUUGUAAGUUCUGAUGUAUCUGCCAGAGGAGUAGAUUAUCCCGAUGUCACACUUGUUAUACAGUUGGGGGUGCCCCCUGACAGAGAACAAUAUAUACAUCGACUAGGGAGAACUGGCCGGAAAGGUAAAGAAGGAACAGGCAUCUUGAUGUUGGCACCAUGGGAAGAAUUCUUCCUGCGAAGCAUCAAAGACUUGCCAAUUGCUGAGUCUCCGGUGCCAUUGAUUGAUCUUGACACCAGGAGGAAGGUUGAAAGGGCUCUAGCACAUGUGGAGAUAAAGGACAAAGAAUCAGCAUAUCAAGCAUGGCUUGGUUACUAUAAUUCAAACAAGAACAUCGGCCGAGACAAAUACCAGCUCAUAGCAUUGGCAAAUGAGUUUAGCCAGAGCAUGGGCCUCAAUAAUCCUCCUGCCAUACCCAAACUUGUACUCAGAAAGAUGGGGCUUAACAAUAUUCCUGGCCUGCGAUCAAAAUAGUUCGUAGUAUGCCCACGAUACAAUAUUUACCAUUUUUUGAUAGCUUACUUUUUGUUGACUUCAUAGGAAAUUGUUGUUCCUCUCCAAAUAGAACUAAGAGUAUAUGGUGGUUACUCGUCUAACAAAUUCAUUCGGCAACUUGGUUGACUUAUAUGUUGUAUGAUUUGAGGUUUCUUCAAACCGGGAGGAUCCUCUAGUUGAUGGAAGGUCCAUGAGGGCUUAGUAUUUU
This is a messenger RNA of Ananas comosus (pineapple), 2869 nucleotides long. Its product is annotated as DEAD-box ATP-dependent RNA helicase 31-like. Gene Ontology annotation, molecular function: RNA helicase activity; ATP binding; nucleic acid binding. Gene Ontology annotation, cellular component: chloroplast. The record is from RefSeq and is a predicted model, not a curated record. The transcript has 10 exons. The coding region runs from base 157 to 2640 and encodes 827 amino acids. NCBI's taxonomy places the organism in Eukaryota, Viridiplantae, Streptophyta, Magnoliopsida, Poales, Bromeliaceae.